This is a messenger RNA of Aspergillus costaricaensis CBS 115574, 1217 nucleotides long. RefSeq lists its product as uncharacterized. The coding region runs from base 159 to 1085 and encodes 308 amino acids. The record is from RefSeq and is a predicted model, not a curated record. NCBI's taxonomy places the organism in Eukaryota, Fungi, Ascomycota, Eurotiomycetes, Eurotiales, Aspergillaceae. The transcript has 2 exons.
ACAACAUCGUCUGUAUCUAUUUACCAAUCUAUUACUACAUGACCACUGUCUCACUCUCUACAAUUUACCCAACUGCACCAACUACAUGAACCUAUAAUACCCUCCAUCCCAUGUCUCUCUUCCCCCGUCCAUGUAGCACCUCCCACACAACCACCACCAUGCAAUGGCUACUAACAAAGUUAACACUAAUAUGUCUCACCUCCACCACCAACUUCACCCACCUGGCAGCCGGUGCACCCAUUCCUCUACCAUCACCAUCAUCCACUACAAUCAUCCCAACAACAGCCAACACCCACAUCAUGAAGAACACCAACAACGACAACCCCAAUCACAAUGACCACAUCCACACCCUCCUCAAAUUCCAGUGGCUCGCCUCCCUCCUGAAAAAGCUCUCGGCCCUCACUCUCCGCGACUACUUCAUCAACCUGAGCGUCCUCAUCUGCAUCAUUGCGCUUUUCGCUUUGGCAUACCAAAUCGGCAGCAACACGAUGCGCUGCCAGCGAUGCCGAGUAGACCGGGCCGCUCAGCGCGAGGAACGGAAAGCUCGGAGGGCGUACAAAGCCGCUGCGAGGAGACAUCGAUGGAAGCAAUGGUGGGAGGGUAAGACCUCUUACUAUCAGUAUCAGUGCCAGGAUCGGGGGUUUAGCUAUGAUGAUGGGGCGGUUGUGAUGGGGUCUGUUCGUGUGCGGGAAAGGGAUGUGGAGAUGGGAAGGUUGUCUGAUGAUGAGGGUGAGGGUGUGUUUGCUGUGGCGGAUGCUCCUCUUCCUGUUACUAUGCAGGCGGAAAUACAUGGUUUCAGACAGGCGUUGGAGUAUGUGGGAGAAUUGGUGAGGGAAAGUGCACCGCCGCGGGCCAAGGUGGCAGUGGAUCAGGAAGUGGGUGGUUAUGAUGUGGAUGUGGGUGUGUAUGGGAAGGGUGGAAGUGGAGAGGAGUCGGAUACGGAGGCGUCGUCAACGGUCGGGUUGGCGACGGUUACUUUGUCGACGGGGACGAGUAGCUUGAAGAGUGUGGAUUGUAAGUCGUUGUCGGGGACAAUAGAUACCCUGGAUAGUAUGGGGUCGCCGCCGCCCAGCUAUCAUUCAUGAGGGACUAUGGCUUCAUGUGUAAUAAUACUAAUCAUGGAGUAUGGGAGUUCAGGAUAUGGUUAUGGCUCAUGGCAAAAGGGUGGUUUUGGUAUUUCAUAAUGUUUAAUAUUACAAUGAAAUGGUGGGUGAACG